Molecule: messenger RNA, 934 nt
Organism: Verruconis gallopava
Lineage: Eukaryota; Fungi; Ascomycota; Dothideomycetes; Venturiales; Sympoventuriaceae
Exons: 3
Coding region: 557-826 (89 amino acids)
Biological process (GO): fatty acid metabolic process
Molecular function (GO): long-chain fatty acyl-CoA binding
Source: RefSeq, a predicted model, not a curated record
CAGUCGGACGCCUGUUCGGCUCAAGCACGAGGCGUUCUGUUGGUUGUCGCGAUUUCGCGGUGGGCAGGUUGCGGCUAGCUGUGUGUUAUGCAAAGGUUCCGUUGAGGUACCCCACAUCGAGCGGUAACGUCAUGGCCACAUGAGCGUGCCCAACUAGAGGCCCCUCAUCAUCCGCAUCGACAGAGUGAGAAAGGCUCAACACAACAGAGGGGCCGCACCAAAGCCAAAGCGUCACAAGGGGACGCCUGACCGACAUUCAAAAAGGGCUCCCGAUCUGUCCCGCGUCGACACCACGCGGACACAAAAAGGAGAACAAACCACAACCGUGUUUUUUUUUUUUCGCUUCUCCAUCUUAGACGCACCAGGCCGGAUCCCACCUUCACCAAAACGAGCCCCACACCACCACCACCGCCGCCGCCGCCACCACGAACAGCUCCCCUCCUCCUCCUCCUCCUUCCUCCCCACGGACACACAAACUUUAAGGAAAGAGAAAGAAAAGAACACGCAGACGCACGUUUCGAACCCCACCCUUCCAGCACGUUCAACUCUCGCCCCGAUGUCUGACUUCGAGACCGCGUACGCCAACGCCGGCAAGCUCUUGGGCGGCACCGACGCCGACAAGCUCGAGUUCUACAGUCUCGCCAAGAUCGCCAACGGCGAGGACAUCAACGCGGCGCCAAAGCCGGGCACGUUCGACUUUACGGGCAAGGCAAAGCGCAGCGCUUGGCAGAAGAAGGUCGACGAAGGCAUCACAGCAGAGGAGGCGAAGAAGCAGUACGUCGAGCGAUUCAACGCGCUGAAGGAGAAGUACGGCCUCAAGGAGUAGACGAGAAGCGGGGGACAGAAAGGAAGAGAGGAGGGCGUUUGUCGUCCUUUGUACGUAAAGCUCUCGGGGGUAUCACAAUACAAAAAAGCCGUAAGCUGUACACGUGCA